Cordyceps militaris CM01 is the source of this 1185-nucleotide messenger RNA. RefSeq names its product serine/threonine-protein phosphatase ppe1. Gene Ontology annotation, biological process: peptidyl-serine dephosphorylation; G1/S transition of mitotic cell cycle. Gene Ontology annotation, cellular component: cytoplasm. Gene Ontology annotation, molecular function: protein serine/threonine phosphatase activity. The transcript has 4 exons. The coding region runs from base 1 to 1185 and encodes 394 amino acids. Lineage: Eukaryota; Fungi; Ascomycota; Sordariomycetes; Hypocreales; Cordycipitaceae. The record is from RefSeq and is a predicted model, not a curated record.
AUGACAUCAAGCGUACCUCGACCAGGUCCGGCGAAUCUGAGCUCCAAUGCCGGGCUCGAUGAGUGGCUCGAGGAGGCCAAACAGUGCCACUAUCUGCCCGAGCGGGCCAUGAAGGAGCUUUGCGAAAAGGUCAAGGAAAUAUUAAUGGAGGAGUCCAACAUUCAGCCCGUCUGCACGCCGGUGACCGUUUGUGGCGACAUCCACGGUCAGUUUUACGAUUUGCUGGAGCUGUUCCGCGUUGCUGGCGGCAUGCCAGGGGAAAGCCAUGUUGAAGCACCGAAAACGGCAACCGCCGUCAUCACAUCCCAAGAUAUCGAACCCCCCGAGAUCACGAAUCCGAAGCUAUUGAGGAAGCUGAAGCCUUCCAACGAUGACGCCACAAACGAUGACGCUGGCGAUGAUGCAGAGCGGGCAACAGCGACCGCGGCUGGCUCUGCGGAUAUCAAUAGCCCCGUUACCUCCUCCCAGAGCGCGGAAACUCGAUUCAUAUUUCUCGGUGACUUUGUCGACAGAGGCUACUUCAGCCUAGAGACCUUUACACUAUUAAUGUGCCUCAAAGCCAAAUAUCCUGAGCGGAUAGUUCUCGUCCGCGGUAAUCAUGAGUCCCGUCAAAUUACUCAGGUAUACGGUUUCUACGAAGAAUGCCAACAAAAAUACGGAAAUGCCUCGGUGUGGAAGGCAUGCUGCCAUGUGUUCGAUUUCCUCGUCCUCGCUGCCAUCGUUGAUGGAGAGGUUCUCUGUGUCCACGGUGGCCUGAGCCCCGAGAUUAGAACGAUAGAUCAAAUUCGCGUCGUUGCGCGUGCGCAAGAGAUUCCUCAUGAAGGCGCAUUCUGCGAUUUGGUGUGGUCAGAUCCAGAAGACGUCGAGACAUGGGCCAUCAGCCCACGAGGUGCCGGGUGGCUGUUUGGCGACAAGGUGGCGACAGAGUUCAAUCACGUCAACGGACUGAAGCUGAUUGCACGAGCCCAUCAGCUGGUAAACGAAGGUUACAAGUACCACUUUGUAGAGAAGUCGGUGGUCACAGUCUGGUCGGCGCCAAACUACUGCUACCGGUGCGGAAAUGUUGCUUCCAUUAUGACGGUUGACCAGGAUCUAGAUCCAAAGUUCAGCAUCUUUUCGGCUGUGCCAGAUGACCAGAGACACGUGCCUGCUGGGCGGCGGGGUCCAAGCGACUAUUUCCUAUAA